AUGGCUGCUUUACCUCCACCCACCUUUCAGAAUCCAGCAGCCUCUACUCCAGUUUCAAGAGGUCUCAAAACUGGGGAAAGCCAAACACAGACGCAACUAAGCAAGUUGCUGCCACCACCCCGGGGCCCUGCCAGGGUCCUGAGGUACGGAGCAGGGGGAAGACGAACCGAGCUGCGACCAGGUCUCUAUACCACGGCUGGUACAAAGCCGACUGCCUGCAAAUCAACUGCUGGUAAAGCACCCAGGAAACAACUGGCUACAAAAGCGGUGCGCAAGAGUGCGCCCUCUACUGGAGGGGUGAAGAAACCUCAUCGUUACAGGCCUGGUACUGUGGCACUCCGUGAAAUUAGACGUUAUCAGAAGUCCACUGAACUUCUGAUUCGCAAACUCCCGUUCCAGCGUCUGGUACGAGAAAUUGCUCAAGACUUCAAAACACAUCUGCAUUCCCAGAGUGCAGCUAUUGAUGCUUUGCAGGAGGCAAGUGAGGCUCAUCUGGUUGGCCUUUUCAAAGACACCAACCUGUGUGCUAUCCAUGCCAAACGUGUAACAAUUAUGCCAGAAGACAUCCAGCUAGCACGCCACAUACAUGGAGAACGAACAUGCUUAAGAAUCCACUCUGAUGGGAAACGUCUGACCUGCCAGUUAGGAUCAUCUUCCUUCUGUGAGGAUCCCGAGAUGGCGGUGACUGCAGUGGUUGGCAUGGAGUAG
Molecule: messenger RNA, 708 nt
Organism: Cynocephalus volans (Philippine flying lemur)
Lineage: Eukaryota; Metazoa; Chordata; Mammalia; Dermoptera; Cynocephalidae
Product: histone H3.3A-like
Exons: 4
Coding region: 1-708 (235 amino acids)
Cellular component (GO): nucleus; nucleosome
Molecular function (GO): structural constituent of chromatin; protein heterodimerization activity; DNA binding
Source: RefSeq, a predicted model, not a curated record